UAAUGCUUUUAUUAUAUAUUAUUGACAUAAGACGAAGUUGUCAAAAGUUAAUUGUCAUAAAAUUUAAGGUUAUUUUAUGAGUAUAAUAAUAUUAUUUAAAUAGCAAAAACCGCUUAGAUAUAAGACUUAACAACAUGGCUCUAGUGAAAAAAGCGUUACUGGAGACACCUGCUUCAUUUUUAUUGGCAAAACGAUUCCGGGGAAAAGUUAAUAUCCAAAAACCACGAAAACCUCACUUUGAAAAGCAACUUUUACUCGACUUGACCAAACCUCACUAUGGACCUAAAAAGAGCUCUUUGCCAGAUAUAUUUCUUUGUGAUAAAGGAAAAGUCCUCUUUUCAAAGGAAGAAAUCGAUAACCCUUUUGAAAGAAUAUUGGCUAGAGAAUGUUUGAACUGGUUUAACACAUCGAAAAUGGUGGUGUUUCUCCACAUGAACUCAAUAAGUAUGGAGGAUAAAACACCAGUUUUUGCUGCACUUAAAAAGAAUAAUAUGAAUUUAAGAACUUAUGGAAAGAAAAUUGUAAGCAUGGCAACCAAAGGAACUCGUUAUGAAGCUGUUAAUCACUUGUUUACAUGUCAUCAAAAUAUUAUAUUUGGACAGCCAGAAAAUGCAGCAAAGAUGUUUAAAAUCCUCAAAAAGACACCUCAAAUGGUUGUCAUGGCGGGGAUUAUUAAUGAUAAAUUACUUUCAAAGAACGAGCUGGUCCAGUUUAGUAAGUUGCCGAGUCUGGAGGUAGCAAGGAGUCAACUGUGCUCAGUUCUACAGAGUGCUGCAUCCUGUCUUGUUGGACAGUUGAACCAAAAUCAACAAGUGUUGGUGUCUCAUCUUGAAAAGCAUAUAGAAGUACAGAACACGCCUGUCAAUAGUGGAAAUAAAGAUAAAACAGAGAGUUAAUAAGAGUAGAAUUACUGAAUUAUUUAGGUUUAUAAAAAAUAAUAAAAAUAUUAGUAUAGU
This is a messenger RNA of Danaus plexippus (monarch butterfly), 956 nucleotides long. It is a transcript of the gene mRpL10, whose product is annotated as large ribosomal subunit protein uL10m. NCBI's taxonomy places the organism in Eukaryota, Metazoa, Arthropoda, Insecta, Lepidoptera, Nymphalidae. Gene Ontology annotation, biological process: translation. The coding region runs from base 135 to 896 and encodes 253 amino acids. Gene Ontology annotation, molecular function: structural constituent of ribosome. The transcript has 3 exons. Gene Ontology annotation, cellular component: mitochondrial large ribosomal subunit. The record is from RefSeq and is a predicted model, not a curated record.